AGUGUUCAGUGAAUCAUCAGCUGAAUCAUGGCACAUUGUGCGCAAUUCCCAGUAAAACCCCGUUCCUGCAGCUUGACGAGCUGCUGUUCGCCGCUUUUUAUAAUAUUAACUCCAAAGUUCAGCGCAGAUGCGUGAAAGGAGGAGUGAUCUGAGGAAGGAUGAAGGUGAUCCAUGUCCAACUCCGACCGUCUAUCACUUAUUUUCGGAUUUCUGUGCGGAAAGAGUUUGGAAUGAAGAGGAUUUUGCUGCGCGUCAGUAUCCAGAGAUGCCUGGAUUUUCAACAAGAUGGGCCAACCGACAUAAGGAAUACUGAUCAAUACUCAAGAUGGGCUGCUGUUCUACAAGUCAGAGUGCUGUCAGGGACAGGAUCAAUAAAAUACAUCACUGUUCUGGUCAAACAACUAAAAGUUGUCCUGAAUGUGACUGGAUAAAGAGGAAUUCUUGUCACUUAACAUGAUGGAAUCUAGUGUAUCGCUUUUUACGGAUUCCCUAGAACUGAUCCCUAACAACUAUGGCAACCACAGCAACAAGAGCUGGAGCAAUGACCCACAUGGUGGCAACCUGAGGCAUAACCAAACCCAGAGCCUCCAUUUCCACUUGCAUAGUGCACUCCUUGGAGUAUCUCUGGGCCUUCUCUCGCUCCUCACCAUCAUAAUGAACCUACUUGUCCUCUAUGCAGUGAAGAGAGAAAAGACUCUCCACACUGUGGGGAACCUGUACAUUGUUAGCCUAUCGGUGGCUGAUCUUAUCGUGGGGACGACAGUAAUGCCUCUGAACUUAAUGUAUCUGCUUGAAGAUGAGUGGAGGCUGGGACGUGCAGUGUGCCAGUUUUGGCUAAUCAUGGACUAUGUGGCCAGUACAGCUUCAAUCUUUAGCUUGUUUAUCCUGUGUUUGGAUCGGUACCGCUCAGUGAGGCAGCCUUUGAAAUACCUCAAGUAUCGAACACGCGGAAAAGCCAGCUUGAUGAUAUCUGGAGCCUGGUUACUCUCAAUGAUGUGGAUUAUUCCCAUUUUAGGAUGGAGGUCUUUCACACAUGUGGACCUUAAACCUGAGGAGGAGAACAAAUGUGACACAGACUUUCGCUUCGUAACAUGGUUUAAAGUUAUAACAGCGGUUUUCAACUUUUAUGUCCCCUCAAUUUUGAUGCUGUGGUUUUAUACACAUAUUUAUCUGGCUGUGAGGCAGCAUCUAAGAGACAGAGAGAGAAUUAUUCAUCCAGCAGAUUCAUUUGGGGAAAAUGAGAAUGGAGGCAAUGCGCCAAGCCCUAAAAGAUAUGACUCCAAAUCACCCCAGAGCGAGACAGAGGCCUCCCUGAAACAAUCCAAAAAAGACAGACAUCUGGACCGAAACACUCUUGACCAGAGAUAUUCCCUUGAAGAUGGUGAGAGAACUAAAGCUGCUUCAUUUAGAACUAACAGAAAAAUAGGUGUGAAUUGCCAACAGACGUCACUGCUUUCCAUGACAACAAAACACCUCAGAAUAGCACGCAAGGCUAAAACUGGUUCACUGCCUCCAGAAGAGAAGCAGCCAGACUCAGAGAUUCCCCUGAACCGGCCGUCUGUGCCACGGGAUACGACAUGUUCAGUUGGAAAUAAUGAUAUCAAGCAUCAAGCCUCUCUCAAUGAAUGCCACGUCACUGUGACAAACUCUCUGAGCGGUGUCUGCGGUAUCAGUCCAGUGUCAGAUGUGCAAAGGUACACAAUUGUUCUCUGCAACAGCUUUGACCCGAGCCAGGCUCUUCCAUGGCCUGAGGAAGGGGUUGAGGAUGCCAGGAUAGACCCAGAGGAUGGAGUGACUCUGAAACAGGCAUGGCAUAGGUUUAUAGACCAGUCACGACAUCGGAUUCAAAGUCUGAGAAUCCAUAAAGAGCACAAAGCUGCCAAGCAGUUAGGAUUCAUAAUUGCUGCCUUCUUAUUAUGUUGGAUCCCUUACUUUAUUGUGUUCAUGGUCAUGGCUUUUUGUCCAGAGUGCGUCCACGACGACCUUCAUAUGUUUACCAUCUGGCUUGGUUACAUCAACUCUACUCUAAAUCCUUUCAUAUACCCACUCUGCAAUGGUAACUUUAAACGUGUCUUCAAAAAUAUUCUUAAGAUUAAUUGGUGAAUGAUAUGCCAAGAGAAAAGUAUAGAAUCAAACAAGUUCAGAGCUGUUUAAUCAUUAAUUAUAGAGAUCAUACAAGAAAUUACCAAUGAUCUUGGAUUUUGAAAAAUGUUGAUAAAGUUACUGCAUAUUUGAGGUGGCAUGUUUUUUUCUCCCAUAUGUUUUACAUUUUUUUUUUUUUACUAAACAAAUAAAUAAUUAUUUUAUGCGUUUAUCAGACUGAAACUGAUACAUUGUGUCUAGACAUAAAGGUUUUCAUUCUUAAGGCAAGUAUCUAAGUAUUGCACAUUUUAAUUCAAGUCUUGAACAUGAACAGAACAUGAUGAAUAAAACACAAAAGUACAUUGCAGGGGCAUAAUGGGGAAAGUGGGUCUGCAAAGUAAAACUAAUGAUCUUUCAUUUAACAGUUUAGAUACAACAGUUAACAGCAAGAACAUAUUUUUUUGUCUUAAUUUAAAAAACAGCAGCACCUUUACAGACUUGUUUUUUUUUUUUUUUUUUAUAAAAGAAGUCAAACUUUAGAACUAGAGUGGUGUUCUCUACUUUCUUAGUGUUUGUAAAGAUCCCCUCAGUAGCAAUCAGUAUCAAUUGUGGUGAGAGGAAUGGCGUUCACUUCCUGUUUUAAUUGCUGAUCUACAUUCGGUGGUGCUGCUCAGGCUAUCUCCGCCUGAGCCAAGUGUUCUUUUCUGUGAAAUCCAAUUUAUUAUAACUGCCCAGAAGCAAUUUUAAACACUGCUGCACUUUUCUACUGAGAACUUGUGGCGUUAACAAGGUUUUUACUUCUAGUAGUAAGGGGCAGCUAUCCUAGGCUAAUGCCAGCUUAGCACUGCUAUGGCUUCUCUCUCUCUCCCCUGACUCUUUUCUAAUCUUUCUUCUUCCUCUCCUCUCUCCUGCUCUCUAUGUCAGAUGUUCAGUUAUUCCUCUACCUCUUUUAGUGAAAACUGUAUAUGUAAUAAGUGUUGUAUUUUUGUAGCUUUGGAGGCGAGGGUGCCAGACUUGGAGUUCUGGCUUAGAGCUGCAGAACAUCCUUGAUAUAGAGUAGGCCCCAUUGUUAACAGCCCGGAAAUACCAAGACCAGGGACAUGUCCACAUAGUGGUCCUCCAACAGUUUCUAAGCAGCGAGAUGACUUGGUGAAGGUACACAGAGAAAGUAGUUGUAGAUCUCUGCCAGAUGGUCACCACCAACCUGUCCAUGUUUCUAACCAAUUUUCCGCGCUAAGUGACGCACCCACUGGGAAGCCCAAUCUGGUAACUGGCAGUUUCAUGGUCAGAAACGUGGCAGUAGAUACAGCAGGGACCAUAAUGUGCCGGGGGCCAGAACAGGCACACUUUGGAUGGUGCAGCUAUUCUUUCUAGGAAUCUGGCCAAAUUUGUCCUCGAAUACCCUGACAGCCAAGGGUGCAGACCAGGAAGCAACACUGAAGUUUAACAAACCUCUCUGCAGCUUCUCUACUGUUACCAUCUCAUUACAUUAUCCAGACAUUGGUUGUUUCUCAAUUUACAAGAACGCAAUGUCGGACUCUUGUUCUUGCAAAGUAUGUUCUUGACAAGAACACAGGAAUGUAUGGACUCAGGAAGAACGGACAGAGGCUUAGUUGUGGCAUCACCACGUGCUCAGCUUGUCUGAAACUGCAUUUCACCUCCUGUUAUUAAUAGUCUCUAAGUAUAAAUUCCUACUUUUUUCAUUUAGUGGGGGAAUAAUAAUGAACACAGUCAGAUAAACAAAACUCAAAUGAACCUUUGGCCAAAUAAAACAACAAUCUCACCAUCAGAGCCAGUGACUGAGGCCGCAGCAAGAGGAAUAUGUCAGCUUAAAUGAGGCCACUCCCUCUAGAUAUUUACAUUUUCAUAUACCCAGAACUUCUGAAGAGAAGGAGGAGUAGUAACAAUCUCUCAGUCUGACUUACUGAUUACUUUGAAGUCAGUAAAUAAGUACAAUUAUUUUAAACAUUUAACACUUAGUUUCCUUCGUCCAAAUUACAGAGCAACAAAAUCUAAUCUUUAGCUUCUCUUCAUUGGUUUCCUGUCAGACCUAGAAUAGAAUGAAUAAUACUCCUUCUCACAAAUAAAGCCUUUAAUGAACAAGUUCCGUUUUAUAUCAAAGAUCUUAUUGUACCAUAUGUUCUUAACAGAGCACUUCACUAUCAAUCUACAGGUUUACUACUGAUUCCUAGAAUUAAGUAGUUGUACUAAUUAAGUACAAUGGGAGACAGAUCAUUUAGUUCUCUUAGAUCCUUUAGGCAGACACCCUGUCUACUUUUAUGACUAGGCUUCAAACCUUUCCUUUAAAAAAAAAAAAAGCUUAGAAUGGCUAAGCUUACACUGAGUUAUCUCUCUGGAUAUGCUGCUAUAGGCUUAGACAGCUGGAGGACAUAGGGACCCCUUAUUACAAUUCAGCUUCAUUCUAUCUCUAUUCUCCCAUUCUGCAGUAUUUUCCAGCCUCUAACUUAAUACUCUCUGUUUUUCUCCUAAUAGUAGCUUCAUAUGGUCUGUUCCUGUUUGGCUGUGACAAAUCCCGGAGAGAAAUAUCAGCUGUGCUGUGGACAUCAACUCCUUUGUUUCUAGAUGUAGGAGCUUGACCUUUUUUUCAAUGUAGCUCUUUUUUCUUACAAUGACUACCUGUAUGGAGUUGCUUAAUACCUUUUGUAUCUUUGCAUCUUUCUGUAUGUCUGCUUGUGUCUCCUUGAACCUCAGUCAGCCUGGGCAGAUG
Messenger RNA from Cyprinodon tularosa, 4810 nucleotides. It is a transcript of the gene hrh1, whose product is annotated as histamine receptor H1. Gene Ontology annotation, cellular component: plasma membrane. Gene Ontology annotation, molecular function: G protein-coupled acetylcholine receptor activity. The record is from RefSeq and is a predicted model, not a curated record. Gene Ontology annotation, biological process: adenylate cyclase-activating adrenergic receptor signaling pathway. NCBI's taxonomy places the organism in Eukaryota, Metazoa, Chordata, Actinopteri, Cyprinodontiformes, Cyprinodontidae.